This is a messenger RNA of Myxocyprinus asiaticus (Chinese sucker), 6992 nucleotides long. RefSeq names its product gastrula zinc finger protein XlCGF57.1-like. Bases 4171 to 5607 code for a protein of 478 amino acids. The record is from RefSeq and is a predicted model, not a curated record. Gene Ontology annotation, biological process: regulation of DNA-templated transcription. Gene Ontology annotation, molecular function: DNA-binding transcription factor activity, RNA polymerase II-specific; RNA polymerase II cis-regulatory region sequence-specific DNA binding. NCBI's taxonomy places the organism in Eukaryota, Metazoa, Chordata, Actinopteri, Cypriniformes, Catostomidae. The transcript is spliced from 2 exons.
AACAAAAUGUGGAAAAAGUGAAGCGCUGUGAAUACUUCCCAGAUGCACUGUAAAUUGUGUGAUAUAUCGGCAUUGUAGUGGCCUAUCGGCCCCCUGCUGUCUGGAUAUCAGCAUCGGCCAUUAAAAAACCCAUAUCGGUCGACCACUAUCUAUAGUUGAAGUCAGAAGUUUACAUACACCUUAGCCAAAUACAUUUAAACUCAGUUUUUCACAAUUACUGACAUUUAAUCGUAGAAAACAUUCCCUGUCUUAGGUCAGUUAGGAUCACUACUUUAUUUUAAGAAUGUGAAAUGUCAGAAUAAUACUAGAGAGAAUUGUUUAUUUCAGCUUUUAUUUCUUUCAUCACAUUCCCAGUGGGUCAGAAGUUGACAUACACUUUGUUAGUAUUUGGUAGCAUUGCCUCUAAAUUGUUUAACUUGGGUCAGAAGUUUUGGGUGUCCUUCCACAAGCUUCUCACAGUAAGUUGCUAGAAUUUUGGCCCAUUCCUCCAGACAGAAUUGGUAUAACUGAGUCAGGUUUGUAGGCCUCCUUACUCGCACAUGCUUUUUCAGUUAUGCCCACAAAUUUUCUAUCAGAUUGAGGUCAGGGCUUUGUGAUGGCCACUCCAAUACUUUGUUGUCCUUAAACCAUUUUGCCACAAUUUUGGAGGUAUGCUUGGGGACAUUGUCCAUUUGGAAGACCCAUUUGUGACCAAGCUAUAACUUCCUGGCUGAUGUCUUGAGAUUUUGCUUCAAUAUAUCCGCAUGAUUUUCCUUCCUCAUGAUGCCAUCUAUUUUGUGAAGUGCACCAGUCUCUCCUGCAGCAAAGCACCCCCACAACAUGAUGCUGCCACCCCCAUGUUUUACGAUUGGGAUGGUGUUCUUCGGCUUGCAAGCCUCACCCUUUUUUCCUCCAAAAAUAACAAUGGUCAUUAUAGCCAAACGUUUCAAUUUUGGUUUCAUCAGAUCAGAGGACAUUUCUCCAAAAAGUAAGAUCUUUGUCCCCAUGUACACUUGCAAUCUGUAGUCUGGCUUUUUUAUGGUGUUUUUGGAGCAGUGGCUUCUUCCUAGCUAAGCAGCCUUUCAGGUUAUGUCGAUAUAGGACUCGUUUUACUGUGGAUAUAGAUACUUGUCUACCUGUUUUCUCCAGCAUCUUCACAAGGUCCUUUGCUGUUGUUCUGGGAUUGAUUUGCAUUUUUCGCACCAAACUACAUUCACCUCAAGGAGACAGAAUGUGUCUCCUUCCUGAGCAGCAUGAUGGCUGCGUGGUCCCUUGGUGUUUAUACUUGCGUACUAUUGUUUGUACUGAUGAACGUGGUACCUUUAGGCAUUUGGAAAUUGUUCCCAAGGAUGAACCAGACUUGUGGAGGUCCACAAGGCUGAUCUCUUUGGAUUUUUCCAUGGUGUCAAGCAAAGAGGCACUCUGUUUGAAGGUAGGCCUUAAAAAACAUCCACAGGUAAACCUCCAAUUGCCCAAAGGCUUGACAUCAUUUUCUGGAAUUUUCCAAGCUGCUUAAAGGCACAGUUAACUUAGUGUAUGUAAACUUCUGACACACUGGAAUUGUGAUUUAGUCAAUUAAAAGUGAAACAAUCUGUCUGUAAACAGUUAUUGGAAAAAUUACUCAUGUCAUGCACAAAGUAGAUGUCCUAAAUGACUUGUCAAAACUAUAGUUUGCUAAUAUGAAAUCUGUGGAGUGCUUAAAAAAAUUAGCUUUAAUGACAUAAACCUUAGUGUAUGUAAACUUCUGACUUCAAAUGUAUACUAAUCUACUAUUUAUAAUGCUGAAUGUUGUGCAUAAUAAAGCUAUGGGGCAAUUUAAUCCUUAUGUCAUGUCUGAUUUGAUUUCAUCAGUGAAUUAUUAUUACUACCAUUGAAUAUGUAUUUUUGAAAAUAAUAUUUAGAUGUAAUCAGUGACAAUAUAUAUUUUUUUUAUUUAUUUUUUUUAAUAAAAAAUAUUUUAAAUGUAUGUCAUCAGUGACAUUGGGUAAGCAGUAUAUGUACAGUAUAUAACAUGAUUCCGUAUUUCCAGUAAGCAGAAUUAUCUAAUAUUUCCAUUUGGUGUCACUGUUGCCCUGUUGUAGGCUUAUUUUAGUCCCUGUUCAUCACUGAUGGAUUAUUUAACACUUUUAAGAACAAUAGUUUUAGCCAAAUUUUACAGGAAAGGAACUGUUUUGCAUAUGUCUUUAUAAUAUAAUAAUACUAAAAAACUUUCAAUCUUAACUUUUCUUGAUUUAGGCUUAGUUUAAAGAACCGUGAACUGAACCAAACCAAACCGUGAGCUCAUUAUCGUGAACCGAAUUGUGAGAUGAGUGAAUGUUUACACCCCUUACACACACUGAUAAUCUAAUUUAAUCAUGUAUGUUACAUCAUCUCAAUGGGCAGCUGCACUGAAGAGGCACUGCAAGCUUUAUGCUUUAGUUUGAGUCAAAACUUAUAAUUAGUGUGUACAUUUUAAAAUUCAAAUGAUGCUUAGGGAAAAAGUUACAGGGCUCGAAAUUAAGAAUUAUCAUGUGCUUGUCUUUCGGACAGGAAAAUUGGUCAUUCACUUGUCUGGAGAGAAAAAUACAUUUAAAGUAAUAGUUACAUCCUCAGUUAACAUGUCAAAGUUUCUGUUGUAUGUUUUAAAAAAAAAAGAAAGCCCAACCUAAUGGUAUGUCCACUGUCGGCCAUCUUUGGAAAGCUCUCGGGAGGCUAUUUCCAGUCAUGACAGUGCAGCUCCUAUCUACUUGAAUGGAGAAAGACCAAAAUUUCUAAAUCAUCAAGGUUAUGAUAAAAACAUAUUUCCAAUCAGCAAUAAAAAAAAUCUGACAGUACUGUUAUGAGAAAUUUUGAUUAAUUACCUCAUAUUACGCUGAAAAACGCAAUUUUCCCAGCUUGUAUAGCUAAUGUGCUUGCGUGUUAUAGAGUUGAUUGACAGGUGAUCUCUGGAUAUAAAAGGUGAUUGGCUCUUUUAACUUUCUAUAUCCGUUGACCGUUUGGUGUUCAGAGCUUCUUGGUUGAGCGUUCCAAUUUCUCCCAUAAAUUAUUAUUAUUAUUUUUUUCUCCCCUUUUCUCCCCAAUUUGGUAUGCCAUUUAAAUAAAAGUGGCCCAUCUCUGCUAAAUAAUCUCUGACUUGAUACACUGUGACCUCCCCUAGGGGGUCAUGGUCAAGGUAGCCAAGGACUCAGAGGGCUCAGAGCUCAUAGGCACCAAACCAGGAAUGGAAUCUCUUGGGCCACAGAGGCUAGGAGUACCGAGUCUGUGACCAUCAAGACUUGGACCAAUGGAAUGAAGGGGCCUCAAUGACUGGAAUUUCCAAAACCAAUGAAGCAGGGACCCCUCUCUUCCUUCUCUUAACUCUCGCCACCUUCGUAAAGCAAGUGCUGCGAGCCGCCUCCAGAUAGCAAGCGCUGAGUACUGUCUCUGACAAGCGAGUUUUUGGCGCCGCCCUUGGUGAACAAGCACUGGAAGUCAGGAGAGUGUGAUUGCCGUGGGUACGGAUUGCAAAACCCUAGGUAUAGUUUAUGAAUCUGUGGGUACAGAUUGCAAAAUUGAGCGUACGGUUUAAAAACCAUGGGCACGUUUAGUUAAAACAAGGGAUCAGUUUACAGUUCUGUGAGUAUGGUUUAUAAACAGAGUACAGAUUGCGAAAUCGUGGGCAUGGAUCAGCAGUUCUCUUUAUAUUUCCUCUUAUUGGUCCAUAGAAAUGAGAUAACAUAGAAGAACAAUUAAACUACUAAAAUACGGAGAAAAAAAAAAUUUAAGAGUAAAGACCAUGACUUUGAAGCUCUGCACAAAUUCACUUUUUCUAAAACACUAUUUCAUAGCCUAAAAAAAGGAUGUUUCUUUCUUAUCAUAACUUAUUUUACUUUAAAGUGAGACCUUUUUUAUUUACUGUACAACAUAUUGUCAAAGAAAUGAUCAGAACAUCAAACAGAUCUGAAAUUUCUCAUGUAGAAUACAACAAAUAUUGUUUCACUCACAUACCAAAUAUAAAUCAAGUACAAUUGAAAAGACCACAAUGUGUAAUUACACAACAAUCACAAUCCACACCUUCAAAUAAGCCGCACCCUUUUCAAUUAGCUUAUAAAUGCUUGGAAUAUUCCCAUCAUCCUAUAGGUGAAGAAAGAAGAAUAAGGUGGCAUAUAAAGAGGGAACAACUCCAAGUGUAACAGCUGAAGUCUAUUGACAUACUGUUGCAACAGUGAAGACAUGAGUGAUCUAAAACCAUGCAGAAUAAAAUUUGAAGAUACUGAGGAACAAAUAGACCUGAUGGAGGUGAAAGAGGAAAUUCAAGAACUAAAUGACAUAGAUCAGAAACACCAUCAGCAUCCUAAAUCUAAUAAUUCAAUAACUGAUGAAGAAUCUAAUAUUUGCUUCAAGAGUGAAAGGAAUUUCUCACAAAAAAGCACUCAAAGAACAAGAGCCAAAUAUUCUUUCAUCUGCCCUCACUGUGGAAAGAGAUUCACAAAAAAAGCAGGUCUUCAAAGGCACAUGAGAAUUCACACUGGAGAGAAACCUUUCACAUGCACUCAGUGUGGAAAGAGUUUCACACAAGAAGGAAACCUUAAGAGACACCUGACAAUUCACACCGUGGAGCAGCUUUACACCUGUCCUCAGUGUGGAAAGAGAUUCACAAAAAAAGAUCUACAGAGGCACCUGAGAAUCCACACUGAAGAGACGCCUUUCACAUGCACUCAGUGUGGAAAGAGUUUUACACAAAAAGGAAGCCUUAACAAACAUAUGAGAAUUCACACUGAAGAGAAGCCUUUCACAUGCCCUCAGUGUGGAAAGAGUUUCACACAAAAAGCAUCUCUAAAGAGGCAUCUGAUAAUUCACGCUGGAGAGAAGCCUUUCACAUGCACUCAGUGUGGAAAGAGUUUCACAAUAAAUAAAACCCUUCAGGAACACAUGAGAAUUCACACUGGAGAGAAGCCUUUCACCUGCCCUCAGUGUGGAAAGAGUUUCACAGAAAAAAGAAGCCUUAAGGAACACAUAAGAAUUCACACUGGAGAGAAGAAGCCUUUCACAUGCAUUCAGUGUGGAAAUAGUUUUACACAAAAAGGAAGCCUUAAGGAACACAUGAAGAUCCACACUGGAGAGAAGCCUUUCACAUGCACUCAGUGUGGAAAGAGUUUUACACAAAAAGGAAGCCUUAAGGAACACAUGAGAAUUCACACUGGAGAGAAGCCUUUCACAUGCCCUCAGUGUGGAAAGAUUUUCACAAAUAAAGCAGAUCUAAAGAGGCAUCUGAGAAUUCACACUGGAGAGAAGCCUUUCACAUGCCCUCAGUGUGGAAAGAGUUUCACACAAGAAGGAAACCUUAAGAAACACAUGAGAAUUCACACUGGAGAAAGGCCCUUUACAUGCCUUCAGUGUGGAAAGAGUUUCACACAAGAAGGAAACCUUAAGAAACACAUGAGAAUUCACACUGGAGAAAGGCCCUUUACAUGCACUCAGUGUGGAAAGAGUUUCACAAUAAAGAAAACCCUUCAGGAUCACAUGAAAAUCCAUACUGAAGAGAAACCUUUCAAGUGUUCUCAUUGUGAAAAGUGUUUCAUGAUGUCAGAAAAUCUGAGAACCCAUGAGACAGUGCAUACUGGAGAGAAGCCAUACCACUGCACUUCAAGUGGAAAGAGUUUCAUUUAAUCAAGUAAUCUACUCUCAUCUAAGAAAGUGUUGUCCAAAUUUGUCAUACUGAGCAAAGAUCAUUUUCAGGGUAUACUCUUUUUCCAAUAAACGCUGUGAAAUUCAGAUUCACAGAGUCACAAAGAUGCAAUUUAUAUGAUCAGAAACUACAUAAUAACUGGCAAAUAGCAGCACAAAUGGAGAUUGCACCAGUUUGAUCUUAGAGUUCUGAGCCCAGCCUAGUGUAAUCAAACCAGUUUGGUCGUGCAUGCAUUUUCACUAGCCAAAAUCCCACACCCAACAAAAAGUGAUAAAGGUACUGAAGACUGUUACUGCAUGCAUUUCUUUGGAAAUUCUUUGGAGUUUAGCAGGACACGAGACAUUGUCCAUAAUUCAUGGAAGUCUAGACUUUAAACCCAUUCGUUCUAAAUUGUACUUGCCUUUAUGAAAGAUUACCAUUGCUCUUCUAUUGCUUAAGAUUGGCAUUUCUAAUAAUAAGUCCAAAACUACUGGUAAGACCAUGGACAGCUCUAUAUUACCAUGGUUAUAAUCUUUAUAAAAAAUAAACUAGUAUUUUUUUUAAUGAAAAAACUAAUAGCCUAAGCACACUUUGGAUAUUAGAUAAAUGCAAGAACAUGUCUUAUUUUUAUUUUUAAUUUGUUUAAGUACUGUGUAAAAUGUAUUUCUCUGAAUUAUUUACUUUAUACUUUGCUAUACUAAACAUUACUAUGUUUAUUUUCAUUAUAUGUAACCUUACAACUAUUCCUUAUAAGUUUGACAUAGUGUACCUUGUUUGUAAUGCUUAUAAUGUUGUACAUUUGAACGUUCAGAAGAUAGCGUCAAUGUAUUAGUUUUGAGCUUUAAUGAAGUAACCUUGUGUAUGUAACAUAAGCAAAUAGCUUCAUCAAACAGCUGUUUCUUUGUAAUAUUAAACAUGAAAACAGAGAAAAGUUAUUUAACUGCUUUACACCAUAGAAGAACAUGUACAUGUAGUAGAAUAAAGAAGUUUAACCUAAAUGUAACCAAUGAGAUAAACAUGUAGUAAUCAUAAGUGUACAACAGAGGAUGGGGUAUGUAUGAAUAGUUUUACAGACAAGACUCUUGAGAAAGAGAUCCAGGAGAAGAAAAAGUCGUCUGGCUAAGAAACUGCAAAAGAGGGUUUUAAAGGCGCUCUCAAAGCUGCAAGCGAUGUCACCCAGAGAAUCCUUUAACUCUGAAAGAAUGCGGAGACUGACUAUAUAAAGACUGAUGAAUUGAUUGAACAUGGGAUUCAGCAUCGAUUUACACUGUUUCCCCAACACUGCUGUUGCUCAAUUGAGAUUGUUUUCUAACCAUUUACAGUACCUUUUUAAUUUUAAGUGUUAUGACUAAAGCAUUGUAACCAAUAAAACUGAGGGUUUUAUGUC